UUCCAUAUAUCUUUGAUGUGUAACUUUUUACAUGAUAUUACAUUUGGGCAAGCACGUACUGAGAUUCCAUUUUCAUAAUCCCCGAAAAUUUACUUAUACCGUAUCCUUUUCCGUGCUUGAAUUGCGCGCGCACUCAUGGCUACACAAUAAACGUCACAAAGAGUUUUUAGUCGUUUCUGUAUUCAAAGUGAUUUUGAAUAACCAGUACUGGCAGAGCCUGCAGAGCUGCAUAAACAUGAUUCCAGCUAUGCAAUACACCGGGAGUUGUUACGACGGAGACUUUACAAAUGGAAGGAUGGAAGGAGAAUGUGAAUAUGAAUUCCCGCCUCUUUUUGGGACAAAAUACAUUGGACAAAUUAAAGACGGGAAGUUGCAUGGCGAAGGAACGAUACAAAUAUCAGAUCUGUUAUGGUACGUAGGGAAAUUCGAGGAUGGAAAAUCAAAAGAGGGAAAAUACGAAUUUCGCGAUGACGGAUUGACGUACGACGUUGAAAAGAAAUGGGAGUACUGCAACGGUACUACUGAUCGAUUAUUUGGUUUGGAGUUGCGGGAUGGUGUCAAACCUGCAGGUCGCUCAAUGAUCUCUAACAGAGUACCUCCACAACAGAUCCCUAGGGGAAUGUACGACAGUGGUGAAGGGUUUUAUGACCCCAUAAAGAGGGUCAUCUACACCUACGAGAUGAAGUUUUUCAAAUCUGCAGAUGAUGAAGAGCAUGAAUGGAUUGUGAAGAAAUGUCGAAAAGCCGAAGAUAAUGAAGUAGACGAUGCAGACGAUGCUGACAAACCAAGUGUUGAGAAUCAAAAAAGUGCCAACGAUAAAAAGGCUAGGAAAAAAACAUUUACGAAUAAAGAUUAAAGCCAAUCUAUUAAUUCUGA
Actinia tenebrosa (Australian red waratah sea anemone) is the source of this 876-nucleotide messenger RNA. Its product is annotated as MORN repeat-containing protein 5-like. The record is from RefSeq and is a predicted model, not a curated record. Lineage: Eukaryota; Metazoa; Cnidaria; Anthozoa; Actiniaria; Actiniidae.